This is a messenger RNA of Branchiostoma belcheri (Belcher's lancelet), 3749 nucleotides long. RefSeq names its product glycogen synthase kinase-3 beta-like. Gene Ontology annotation, molecular function: protein serine/threonine kinase activity; ATP binding. The transcript is spliced from 13 exons. The coding region runs from base 374 to 1774 and encodes 466 amino acids. Lineage: Eukaryota; Metazoa; Chordata; Leptocardii; Amphioxiformes; Branchiostomatidae. Gene Ontology annotation, biological process: protein phosphorylation; negative regulation of canonical Wnt signaling pathway; extrinsic apoptotic signaling pathway in absence of ligand. Gene Ontology annotation, cellular component: cytosol; axon; nucleus. The record is from RefSeq and is a predicted model, not a curated record.
ACGAAGGCCGAAGGGGCGGGCUGCGCACAUGUCAUCACGAGCUGACAGCAAGUGGCAACGAGAAACUUGCUCCAAACAGCGGGACAACGUUCGUCUUUCCUGUGCGAUUUGCGACCAAUUUAAGAUCGGAUAGGGUCUUUUGUGCCGUCGAAAGAUCCCUAAGAUCUUUAGCGACAACAAUUUGUGGUAUUCUAUGUUGUAUGGCCGAGAUUUGUGGCAAAAUCUCGCCCAGUAUUCCCGGGUGCUGUAUCCUAAAGGGUUGAUUGAUUUUUCCGGACCCCUCCACAUAUGAUGUAAGCUGGAAUAUCAGUGCGAUCCUCUUUGAUCUUUUUGAUCCCCUCCGUAAACCCUAACCUUGAACAAGGACGAUAUUAUGAGCGGAAGACCACGAACAACAUCCUUCGCCGAGGGUAAUAAGCCAGGGCACCAGGCACCAUCCUUCGGAGGGGUGAAAGUCAGCCGGGAUAAAGAUGGCAGCAAGGUGACUACAGUCGUAGCAACUCCUGGUGCAGGGCCCGAUCGGCCACAGGAAGUGGCCUACACGGACACCAAAGUGAUCGGCAAUGGGUCGUUUGGGGUGGUGUACCAGGCCCGCCUCUGCGACACUGGCGAACUCGUGGCCAUCAAAAAGGUGUUGCAGGACAAGAGAUUCAAGAACCGGGAAUUACAGAUCAUGCGGAAACUGGAACACAUCAACAUCGUGCGGCUUAGAUACUUCUUCUACUCCAGCGGAGAGAAGUUGUCCUGUCUGAGAAGGGACAAGACAGGGAAUGGAGCAGGGUCCGACUCACGGGCUGCCAGUAAAGACGAGGUGUACUUGAAUCUAGUGUUGGACUUUGUACCAGAGACAGUAUAUAGAGUGGCUAGGCAUUACAGUAAAAACAAACAGACGAUACCUAUAUUAUAUGUAAAGUUGUACAUGUACCAGUUGUUCCGCAGUUUAGCAUACAUCCAUUCCAUGGGAGUGUGCCACAGAGAUAUCAAGCCACAGAACUUGCUACUGGACCCUGAGACUGCGGUCCUCAAGCUCAUUGACUUCGGAAGUGCAAAGCAGUUGGUACGGGGUGAGCCGAACGUGUCGUACAUCUGUUCUCGCUACUACAGAGCACCUGAACUUAUAUUUGGUGCGACAGACUACACAACUGAUAUUGACACGUGGUCAGCUGGGUGUGUUAUAGCGGAGCUGCUACUGGGGCAGCCAAUCUUCCCCGGGGACAGUGGGGUGGACCAGUUGGUAGAGAUUAUCAAGGUUCUAGGAACUCCAACUAGAGAACAAAUCAGGGAAAUGAACCCGAACUACCAGGAGUUCAAGUUUCCUCAGAUAAAGCCUCACCCCUGGAACAAGGUAUUUGGACCUCAGUCGCUGGCAGAUGCUUUAAACCCUAAUUCUAGAACACCCAGCUUUGGCAAAGGUGCCAAGGUGUUUCGACCACGCACACCGCCCGAGGCCAUCAACCUCUGCAGUCGGCUGCUGGAAUACACGCCGGGGGCCAGGAUAUCUCCGCUGGAGGCCUGCACACAUCCGUUCUUUGACGAGCUACGGGACCCAAACACGAGGUUACCCAAUGGAAGAGAGCUGCCGCCACUCUUCAACUUCACUCCACAUGAACUGUCCAUCAACCCAUCACUGAACUCGCGGCUUCUACCGCCUCACUUGCAACAGCAGGGUGCUGCCCCCCUCCCCACCUCCAACGCAGAGGCUGCCAACGCCGCCUCGUCAGAAGCUGGCACGUCAGGGGGAGGGGCCACCGCCUCAGCCUCUGGGGGGACGUAACUCUCACUAACCAAUCAGGAGCUCAGGCACACGUCUGCCUCCUGGGAUUGGUUGACCAAUGGCACGAGGGCUGGUCUUUCCUCGUCCCACUGGUCCACCAAUCAUCAGUAGGCUUACAUAUCACAGCCCUCCUUUCUCCUACCUUGGUCAGUAUACUUCUGGCCAUUUUUCGUUGCUGAUGACAGAAAUCAACAGGGUAGAUCUGGCAGGCCCAUGCUGUAUGGGGAUACUGUGGUUACUGAGCUGUUUUGUCCAACAAGUGAUCAUGUGUGAGAAACUCAAUGUGAGAGAUACUGGGAUAACGAGCACUCUUCUAUGUAGCUUAUGUUGUCAGUGCAAAGGAAGGUUACAACCCCAGUCAGCAGAAGGGGAGGGACGCUAUAGCAAAACCAGAUACAAUGUUGUGCACGUCUGCAAGGGUGGGUUGAAUUCCACAGCUACAGAGGCCACUGUAAGGCCACGUUGUAAAUGUAGAUAACAAGAAGACAACUUGUGAGGAAGUAGUUCCAGUUAGAUAAGAAUUGUUCAAUGUCCUGUACAUAGUCUUAUGUUUGAGCUGAUUCUGGGUCCUGUACGUGCACCCACUCUGGUCUAUUCCAUGCUGUAGGGAUGGGAUGGCACUAUUUUGCUCAGGGGCAAAUGUUGCUGGGUCUUGCCAUGCAAGCCUCAGAACAUGUCCUCUGUGAUGCAUGUAUGAUCUUAAUGUAUACUUAGUCUUAUCCCUGGACAAGGAAUACUCUAUACUGUACCUGUGGCAGGUCGGCAUGUAAAUAAGCCAGAAGACAAAAUGAAGAAAUUGCCAAAUUGAUCCUGAAAGAUGAUGACUCCAGGCCUUUCCUGUAUCAAUACUCUUACACACAGUAGAUAGUUGUAGUAGUCUGGCACAGCCCCAUCUGUACAGCACCUAACGGUACCACGUGGCAACCUGUACAGUAGGACGUGGAGUCUUGCCACCCUACCUCAGUUAGCACGUCUUGGCCAUGUCUUGUGAUCAGCUCUAGUGCAGAGGUAACUUUCUGGCAAACGUAGGAAGGGGAAAUUUGAUUUGUUGUAAAUAUUGGUUAAAACAAUUCCAUGUUAGUAGCUUCGAGCUGCCCCCCUCCCCUCCAGCAGUGACAAGAAUACUUAUCCCCGCUGUUCUUAUGUUUGAGACACUACUGAGUCUGGAGUGGAGGAGGGUGUCAGCAUGUAAUCAUGUGUCCUAUGUAAAACUGUGUAGUGUUCAGCUCCAAAAGUUAGUUGGACUUGCUUUUUCAAGACAAUAUGAUGUGUUAUGUAGAGGUUGGCAGUUUGAAGAUUACAUGUACACUGUGUAAUGAAGAAGACACAAGGUUGUGACACAAGUCAUAACCAUAUCAGACCACAUUUCAGUGCGAUUAGAGGUGCAAAUAUCCUUUCCCAGAGGAACAAGUUGAAGAAUGCAGAAAAAUUGAAUAAUUUGGGUUUUACGAAAUGAAAUCCAGUGCUCUUAUUUUGUGUACACUAGUUUUUAAGUAAAUGAGAAAAAGGCUUUUUUUCCUGUUUUCAUGUGCAUGUUUUUUUAAUUUUACUCUUUCAUGGAAAAAUAAGAAAUUGAAUAUAUGGUCAGAUGGGGGUGAACUUCAGCAUGUACUAAAAGAUAUAAUUCCACUCCACCUUCCCUUCCAUGUAUCCCUGUAUGUAUUUUCUUUGUACUGUAGACACAUGCUUCCUAAACAAAUACGGCACACUGGUUGUACAAAACGUGCAGCUCAGCAAAGAUACCUUUCUCUCUCGAGCUGCUAUUAGCAGAUCUGUAAUAAGAAACUUAAUGGCUCCACAACGUACGUUAUCCAUGGAUGUGGGUUCCCUUUUUGUAAGUAUGUGGACAUCAAUGUUGAAUUUUAAUUUCCAAUAUUGGAUAGAUGGUGCCAGCCAGCCAUUAGCACAAUCCCACUGGUACAUUUUCUAUCAGUAUACUCUGUAUUAAUAAAUCUACCCUAUUCUGAAACCAUGA